ACCAGAAUGAUGUCCUCGACCUUCGCCCCGAGCCUCACCCGCCGCGAUACCAAAUCUAGCAUCCAUGAAGGCAGCAGCGGCAUUGGGCUGGGUCACAGCGGCAGCAGCGCGGGGACGAUGCCGCCGCCCCUGACCAGCAGCAACGGGUCGUACGGCCCGCAGAGCGCGGCGGCGGUCUACCAACACAUCCACGACAUGGCGGCGAAGCGGAUCUCGACGCUGGGGUACCUGCGCAAGGCGCACGAGGGGCGGAUCUACUGGUUCAACACGGUACACUUCUCACGGGCGGACAUCAGCCGGCUGGCGUACUUUGAAAGCCGCAAGCUGUCGCGGCGGGCCAUCAACUUCCUGCUGCUAGGCUUGUCCCUACCGCCGAUCCUGGACGUGGCCACCACCCCGGUCGAGUUCCUGCGCGCCCUCAACGCCCUCCUCGUCGAGUUCGAGGCCUUCCAGCAGGUGCAUCCGCCCGACGGGCCCCCCUCCUCCACCGCCUCCGCCCUCGCCCGCGCCCGCAUCCCCCAGAUGUUCAAGCGCGCCGCCCACGCCUCCGGCGCCUACUCCUCCAAGGCCCGCCGCGCCAGCUCCGCCACCGAGAUCGGCCUUCCCAUGCAGUCCAGCGAUCCCUCCGACUUGAAAGCCAUGGCCUCCGCCGCCGCCAGCGUCUCCUCGUCCUCCGCUUCCUCCGCCUCCGCCGCCCACGCCUCCGCCUCCUCUGCCGCCGCUUCCAUGGGCGCCUUCCCCCACACCGAGGCCUCCGAGCUCCUGCCCGGUGAGGAGUACACCUACCUCCUCACCCCACUGCUGCCCUUCGAACCCGAUUACUUCGAGACCUUCGUCACCCUGUGCGACGUGCUCAUCGACUGCUACACCCGCCUGAUCUCGCUGGUCUACACUCCCAGUAUCUGUACCGUGGCUAUGGGCGAGAUGUUCUCCAAGGCCGAUGCCAAGAUUCGCAAGAUCAUGGUCGCCGGGAUUGUGCGCGAGUUCGAGGACUCGAGUCGCUUGCAGGCCAAGAGUGAGAUUGCUGGGGUCAGUCGCGUGGUGCUGGGAGGGUUGAUGGGCUGA
Molecule: messenger RNA, 1065 nt
Organism: Aspergillus saccharolyticus JOP 1030-1
Lineage: Eukaryota; Fungi; Ascomycota; Eurotiomycetes; Eurotiales; Aspergillaceae
Exons: 1
Source: RefSeq, a predicted model, not a curated record